AGAAUUCGACCGCGUCAAGUAUUUUGGUAAGGAUCAUAAUCGUUAGACGAAACACAUAUACAGGCUGAAAAAAAUCGGCAUGUAUGUGUUGUAAAUACUAUAUCGCGAUGAGGGACGUGUGUUUAGUCAUUUUCUCUUCGAUCCGUGUAACAGCUUCGAGAUUAGCGAGUCAAAGAGAGAGCAGGGUCAUCGUGACGAUACGCGUUAUCAAGCUACUGCAAAUAGAAGAAACCGGCGAUCCGUAAAUAACACUGGGACAGUCAACUUCGAAUGGACUCGGAGGAGCAGUGGAGUUUUGAGAUGUUACUCUCGAGUGCUUGGUUCGAAGUAAUCGCUGCAGUUCUUUUGACGAUAUUGAUCUUCGUUACUAGCCAUCGGCCAGCAUGGUGGUUUUGGACAGCUACAUCUCACGAAGCUACCGCACCAGCCGAGGGCAAGUUCAGAACGGUAUCCAACAUUCCAGGGCCGUUUUCUUUACCGAUUUUUGGAACCAGAUGGAUAUUCUCUUGCAUCGGUUACUAUAAAUUGAACAAGAUUCACGAUGCUUACAAAGAUUUGAACCAACGAUAUGGCGCGUUGUGUAAAGAAGAAGCAUUAUGGAAUUUUCCAAUGAUCUCUGUCUUCUCCCGUCAGGAUAUCGAGACAAUCAUCCGCCGUAACUCCAGGUAUCCGCUUCGCCCCCCGCAAGAGGUGAUAUCUCAUUAUCGGCGGACACGCCGGGAUCGUUACACGAAUCUCGGUUUAGUCAACGAACAAGGACAAACGUGGCACGAUCUUCGGGUAGCUCUUACGUCGGAAUUGACGGCUGCCAGUACCGUACUUGGCUUUUUCCCGGCCCUGAAUAUCGUCGCGGAUUCGUUCAUCGAGUUGAUCCGGCGUCAAAGGGUCGGAUACAAAGUGACAGGUUUCGAAGAGCUUGCCUAUAAAAUGGGAUUGGAAAGUACAUGCACUUUGAUCCUGGGUCGACAUCUCGGUUUCUUGAAGCCAGACUCGAGUAGCGAGCUUGCGACGAGAUUGGCGGAAGCUGUCAGGAUACAUUUCACCGCCUCGCGGGAUGCCUUUUACGGAUUGCCGCUUUGGAAAUUGUUACCAACCUGUGCGUACAAACAGCUGAUAGAGAGCGAGGACGCUAUAUACAAUAUAAUUUCGGAGAUCAUCGAAACCACUAUACUGGAGAAACAAGACGAUGCCAAAGACGAGUCGGUCGAGGCCAUUUUUCAAUCCAUUCUCAGACAAAAGAAUCUCGAUAUACGCGACAAGAAAGCAGCCAUUGUCGAUUUCAUAGCGGCUGGCAUACACACGCUUGGAAACACUUUGGUAUUCCUGUUCCAUUUGAUCGGUCGUAAUCCGGCCGUCCAAGUCAAACUAUACGAAGAGACGCACGAGCUGGCACCGGCUGGUUGCGAUUUGACCAUCGACAAUUUACGGAGGGCCAAGUAUUUGCGCGCGUGCAUCACCGAAUCUCUACGAUUGAUCCCAACGACAACCUGCAUCGCACGCAUCUUGGACGAAUCCAUCGAACUUAGCGGUUAUCGUUUGACGGCGGGAACCGUAGUCCUUUUACACACUUGGAUAGCAGGUUUGAACGAGGAGAAUUUCAAAGACGCGAAGAAAUAUUUGCCCGAGAGGUGGACGACACCUAGCGGCCCCCAUUCGCCGUUAUUAGUCGCACCUUUCGGCGCUGGAAGGAGAAUAUGUCCGGGCAAGCGAUUCGUCGAUCUCGCGUUGCAGCUUAUCUUGGCAAAGAUUAUACGGGAAUUCGAGAUCAUCGUGGAGGAAGAGCUCGAUUUGCAAUUUGAAUUUAUUCUCGCGCCAAAAGGCCCGGUCUCCCUUGGUUUCCGUGAUCGUUCUUGAAAUUAUUCGAAAUCUAUCGAAAUCCUGGAAGUUUUAGCUUUAUCUCGUUACCUAAUUAUUAUUUUAUGUUAUUCGUAAAUAAUAAUAAUAAUUCACUCGUUGUAAGUAAAUUUUUUUCAAGACGAAUUAUUUAUCGUAUUGGAUAUGCUUAUUUUAUGCAUUGUACAGAAUUUACGAGGAUAGAAUAAUCUAAUUAAUAU
Molecule: messenger RNA, 2054 nt
Organism: Apis dorsata (giant honeybee)
Lineage: Eukaryota; Metazoa; Arthropoda; Insecta; Hymenoptera; Apidae
Gene: shd
Product: ecdysone 20-monooxygenase
Exons: 11
Coding region: 271-1854 (527 amino acids)
Molecular function (GO): heme binding; iron ion binding; oxidoreductase activity, acting on paired donors, with incorporation or reduction of molecular oxygen
Source: RefSeq, a predicted model, not a curated record